UUCACCAUCUUCCUCCCAGCCUUGCUUAGAAAAUGAUAAUCAAAUGAAUAGCAAUCUAGUGUCCUGGGCUCCAUUCAGAAUCCUUCUGACUCAGUUGUAGGCUGCCUCGAUAGAAGUUCCUUUCUCUGGGUACUACUCCCUGAUCUCUCAUACCCAUUAAGGAUGAAACACAUUCAGAAAUACACGGAUCAGUUAUUUAAAGCUUAACCCCUCCUCUUAUCAUCAUCACCGUUUUUUGUUUUUUACUUGAAAUUCUGGAAAUCAAAUCAUUUUCAGACUGUUGUGAAGACUGAAAGCUGGAUUCCCCUUGUUGAUGGAAAUGCCACAAAAUCCAAGAGGAGAAAACACAUUGAUUUCCACCCAGCCAUUUGUUUUUUCUAGCGUAUCCCCUUCAGUUGAGAAUGGAUUUGACAUCAACUCCCCAGGCACAAAAGAGCGAUGUCACACACCCUUGAGCAAUGGCACUGUACUUUCAAAUACUAACAGUCCCUUGGACUCCUGCAUUCAACCCCUCUGCAAUGUCACAUCUGGUAAAUCUAGCCCCUGUAGUGAAGAAGUCAAAUAUGUGUCUGCAGAGGGAGAAAACAUUGCCUGCGGCUGGGGGGCUUUCGCCCCCGAUUGUUUACAAUUUUUCAAUACACCCAAAGGAAUACUCUUUUUCCUCUGCAUGGCUUCCUUUCUGCAGGGAAUGACUGUAAAUGGCUUCAUCAACACCAUCAUCACCUCCAUAGAACGUCGCUAUGAUCUCCACAGUUACCAGAGUGGGCUUAUUGCCAGUUCCUAUGACAUAGCAGCUUGUGUCUGUCUGACCUUCGUCAGCUACUUUGGAGGCACGGGACACAAACCUCGGUGGCUUGGGUUGGGGGUACUGGUUAUGGGGCUUGGCUCCUUUCUCUUUGCCUUGCCUCAGUUUACCACUGGUCAUUAUGAAGUGAACUUCUCAGAAGAGUUUGGAACGUGUGGCUCAAGUCAAAAUGUGUCCUGUACGGAAGGUACCUCAAGCCUCUCCAACUACAUGUUUGUCUUCAUGCUUGGACAAUUCCUUCACGGGAUUGGUGCAACCCCACUGUACACUCUGGGAGUGACUUAUCUUGAUGAAAAUGUCAAGUCAAACUAUUCUCCAGUCUAUAUUGCAAUUUUCUAUACAGCUGCAAUUCUUGGCCCUGCAGCAGGUUACCUGACUGGAGGUGCGCUGCUGAACAUUUACACUGAAAUUGACAGACCGACUGAGCUAACUACAGAAAACCCUUUAUGGGUGGGAGCUUGGUGGAUCGGGUUCCUGGGGGCUGGAGCAUCUGCUUUCCUCAUUUCUAUCCCCAUCCUUGGCUACCCUCGUCAACUGCCAGGAUCUCAGCGCUAUGUGGUAAUGAGGGUGUCUGAAACUCAUCAGUUAAAGAAUGGGAGCCAAAAGACAGCAUCUGAUCCAGACUUUGGGAAAACAGUCAAAGAUCUUCCUCUCUCAAUCUGGCUGCUGCUGCGGAACCCUACAUUCAUCCUGCUCUGCUUAGCUGGGGCAACGGAGGCCACCCUCAUUGCUGGCAUGUCGACUUUUGGGCCCAAGUUCCUCGAGUCGCAGUUCAGUUUAAGUGCUUCUGAAGCCGCUACCUUAUUCGGUUACCUGGUGGUACCAGCAGGGGGAGGAGGUACAUUCCUGGGUGGAUUCUUCGUGAACAAAUUUAAGCUCCGCUGCUCAGGGAUUAUCAAGUUCUGCCUUUUUUGCACAUUGAUAAGCCUGUUUGCCGUAUUCAUAUUUUUCAUGCACUGUCCAAACAUGCCUGUGGCUGGUGUGACACUUAAAUAUAAUGGGAGCAUCCUGCCAGAAGGCAGUAUACAGCUGUUGGCUUCCUGCAAUGAGAAAUGUGGAUGUUUGAGGGAGAUCUACAGUCCAGUGUGUGGUACAGACAAUGUGAUGUACUACUCUCCUUGCCAUGCUGGGUGCUCCACAGUGUCCAUACUUCCAAAGGGGGGCAAGAAGGUUUACCGUGACUGUAGCUGUAUUCCUCAGCAUUUCCCCUAUCGUUUGGGUCAUGCUACAGCAGGGAAAUGCACUUCAUCUUGUCAGAGAAAGUCCCUUCUUCUGGUUUUCGUAUUCGUUGUAAUUUUAUUUACAUUCCUAAGCAGCAUUCCUGCUUUAACUGCAACUUUACGGUGUGUCUCUGACCGGCAGAGAUCCUUUGCACUAGGAAUUCAAUGGAUUGUUGUACGCACUCUAGGUGGAAUUCCAGGCCCAAUUGCUUUUGGCUGGGUGAUUGAUAAAGCUUGCUUACUCUGGCAGAACCAAUGUGGAGAUCAGGGAUCCUGCUACAUUUAUCAGAACUCUGCUAUGAGCCACUAUAUUCUUAUUGCUGGAAUUGUUUACAAGGUGCUUGGGAUCAUUUUCUUUGGCUCGGCCUGUUUGCUGUAUAAACCACCAAGAGGGUCCCCAGACUCUGCAGUAGCAUCUCCUCCUAGCAGUUCAAGUGCUUCUGAAAACACCACUGACCUCCAAGAGCAUGGCUCUGCCCUACAAACCCAGAACAGUGUUUAAACAUCACACUGUCACUCCAUCUCAGCCCCAUAUCCCACUGUAUUAUUGAUACUUAAUUUCAUCACUUACAUCUGUAACCAAUAGCUUUGGGUUUCCUUGGAAGGGCUAACUAAACACUUAUCUGUUCUUAACAAAACUGAUUAACCAUUCUGAUGUGCUCCAAUCUCUUUUAAAAAGCACAUAUUGGAUGCUCAUGUUUCAGAGUAACUUGAGACAACUGAUGGUUUAAGCUUCGAUUUCCUCAGUGAAGAAAACAAAAGUUGUUCUAGUCACUUGCAAGCAUGAAGUGAGAAGGAAGGGAAGGAUGAGUCCAGUUCUGGACAUCGAAGAAAAGCACAAAGUUUCUUUGUUCUAAUUCUGCCUCCUCAAAAGAAAAGGUGGUAACAGCAGGAAGAGACUAAACAGAGGAGACAGAAAGGAAAAAAACCACCUGGACUUCAUAGGAAGGCAAGAAGCGCCUAUCUGAAUCCAGCAACACCAUCGCCAUGCACAGCUUCAUAGUGGAUAUUCAGUGUAUGUCAUGGAUGGAUUCCUAUUUGAUCUUGGGAGCAGCAGAAGGCUCAGCCAAGUCAGCACAAGGAAUAUCAGACUCCAAUUUGGUCUUCCUUACAUUCUGCCACUGCCAAAGCCUCUGAUCCUGUACCUUUUCCUAAACUCCUUAAGUUCCUCAACUGUGGUUUCUAUUUCAAAAAUUUGAAAUAGGUCAUCUUGAAAGAUAUAUAAGGAUCUACUUAGAGGCAUUGAUAGCUUUUUUUAAAAAAUAGAGACACAAAACAAGGAUCUAUGCAAUUUUAGAUUAGUUUUUUUUUUAAUAUCAAAUGGCUGAAUUUGCUUGAGAGUUAUGUGUGAAUUUUAGAAUUUGUUGUUGGAAUAUUUUUUUCAGAGAAGAGGAAGACUUUGAUGGUUUCCUCAUAUGCUCUUUGAUAUACAGACUUUUAAAAAUUGUGUGUUUUUAUUGAAUAUUAUUGGUGAAUGUAUGAAAUUAUUAUUCUCUCUUGGAAAAAACUACUGAUGAGAUAUGUAGUAAGAAGAUAGAGCCAAAAUUCUACUCCCCUUUGUCUCUGUUUCUCUGUGUCUCUCUAUCUUUGUGUCUCUGUCUCUGUCUCCCUCAGAUUUGUACGCAUAAGCACAAUUUGUAUUUAUUUAUGAAGAUAUUACCCAUUAUGGCUUCAAUCCCAAGUGUGACAAAAGAAACUUUUCUACAUACAAAUAGAUCCUCUGCAUGCCCUUUUAAAAAAUCAGACCAUUGAAUCAAGUAACAGUCCAUUAUAGCUUCAGUUAUCUGUGUAGUUGCCUGCACUUUGAUUUUAUAUGUGUAUGUUCUAACAAAGAAAGGCUUAAAGCAGUUAAAUUACAGCACUGUGAAAAAAGUUUUCCUUUAUGUAUACCUUUUUUUCCUUUUUGUUGACCUUUGCAAUGUAGAGCUGCUCUGUAACCACAUUGCCCCCCACUCAAGCACUUAUUGGGCCUGUUGUUGACCACUUAAGUCUGCAGUGACUUCUUGACUUGGACCAUUGAGGAGGAGCCUUUGAGAAGGGGGCCAUUCACAUAAAUAAAAUGAGACUUGUUUUAAGUAAAUACUUGUUAAGCUACAGCUUUUAAGCCUAAUAAAUAGGAUAUAGAAAGUGUGACUAAACUAUGCUCAGAUGUGAAGCUCAAGAUAUGUACUGGAGGUUAAACCUUAUGAAAAAUUUGUGUGUAUUUACCAUAUCCAAGCUGAAAUUGUAUAUAUGUACAGGUAUUGUAUUUUUAAUAUUUAAAGAUUUUCACACCUGUUGUAACAAAAUCCUAUAUUUCUAUGACUUCAGAAUUGACUAGUUUUUUGGUUUGUUUGCUUUUUUUUUAAACAAGGUUUUUGUAUAAACUUUAUUAGCUCCUAACUUGGUUAAAGAACGAAGAGCACUUCUGACCUCAUGGAUAACACACCUAAAAUGCCGAGUGCCAUCUUAGGUCUUUUGUUUUCCUGUGGCCCAAGGAAUGAUGUUUUGUUUGCCUGAAGUCCAUUGAGUCCCAGGGACCCAAGACUUUUGGGAUCCUCUUCCUCUUCACAGCACAAGUACUUCCUGCUGGAUUAGGACCAGGUAGCAUAAUUGGGUGAAGUUGUUAUGUUUGGGAAAACCAGAAUAAAAGUUGUCAGCCAUUUCCCUUCCUGGUGGCUCUGGUGUUGCAAUUGUGUGUGUGUGUGUGAGUGUGUGUGUGUUUGGGGAGAAAUAGACACACUAUAUCCUCAUUUCCAGCUUUAAAAGUAAUAUUCUCUUAAUGUAGCCUAAACCUAAUAUGAAUGUGGGUGGCAAGGAGAUUAGACUUAUUGACCCAUUUCUAGGGCUCCUCCUGCUGUUCCUCGUACAUAGGUAAUUCCUAUUUAUGGAGGGAUGGUUUCAUGGAGAAGAAAUCCCCGAGCUUGGGGCUGAAAUUUUCUCAGGCAGUCAUUAAGAUGCUGAGCUUUGAUACCUGUGAGAACAAAAACAAAAAGUGUGUGUGUGGAUGAGGGAACAAAACCUGAAACUCCGGCAAGAAAAGGCUUCUGUUGAGUAGCACUAGAUGCUGCCCGGCUUUCUGCUCUUUGAUGUCCUGACCUGAAUUCUUAGAGGAGAAAUGAUCCUUUGGAAUUAGACUAAUGGGCCUGGGAUAGGGAGAGAGAGGAAGGAAAAGGAGCAUUAAUGCCAAGCUCCUGAUAAACUUGUGAACCUGAAACAAAGCCAUCGGACUGACAGAAGUCUGCGAGCAGGAAAUUUGCAGAGAUCAGGACGUUGUAUUUCCAUUUACCUAUUUGUACUCAAUUGAGAGAAAAAAUAAAGUGGAUGCUUUAAUGUACAAAUAAAUAAGUUGAGAAAAUGUUAAUUUGUAAUAAUUAUCUUAGAGGGCUAACCCAACUGUUUUGGUUAACCAAAUUGCUUGACAAUUAAUUGUAUGAAAGUCCUUUUUUUUUUUUUUUAAAUAAACACAAACUUAAAAGAUUGCUUUUUAGAGAAAGAGGAAGCUUGUGGCAAAUCACGAAGCAGUAAACAACAGUGUGUGAAGAAUUGUCUCCAUGGCUUCUCUAUAUAAAGGACUGGUGUUCGCCGAGCCCCGACAAUGAACUUGUCAUCCCAGGCUAGCAUCAUUGGGCUCCAUAGCUCUCAGUUCUUUCUCCAUGGCAGCCAGACAGCAUGCUGACUGAUUUUCUAUGUCCUCUCAGUUCCUGGAUGGGGACAGUGAAUCGGGGUCAAUGCUGCGUACUUGAAAAGUUUUAGAGGCAAUGGAAAUCUAAAUGUCUUUUUGUGGCAAUGUGUUGUCCAUUGUGGUACAGUGAAUAAAGUACAAAAAUUAAAUCUCCUGAGAA
Molecule: messenger RNA, 5849 nt
Organism: Antechinus flavipes (yellow-footed antechinus)
Lineage: Eukaryota; Metazoa; Chordata; Mammalia; Dasyuromorphia; Dasyuridae
Gene: SLCO4A1
Product: solute carrier organic anion transporter family member 4A1
Exons: 12
Coding region: 314-2527 (737 amino acids)
Biological process (GO): transmembrane transport; sodium-independent organic anion transport
Cellular component (GO): membrane
Molecular function (GO): protein binding
Source: RefSeq, a predicted model, not a curated record